Molecule: messenger RNA, 567 nt
Organism: Didymella exigua CBS 183.55
Lineage: Eukaryota; Fungi; Ascomycota; Dothideomycetes; Pleosporales; Didymellaceae
Exons: 2
Coding region: 1-567 (188 amino acids)
Source: RefSeq, a predicted model, not a curated record
AUGCGCUUCACCACCACCACCGCCGCCGCCGCCGUCGUGCUCCUCGCCGCCGCGCCGCUGGCCUCGGCGCUCCCGGGCCCGAAACAUAACAACACUCAAUCCAUCAUCAACGCGCUCGCGGGCACUUACACCCUCGUCAACACCAGCAGCACCCUAAACAACGUCCCCGUCCCCGACGCAGCCUACGGCACCGCCCCCGUCGGGCUCCUGACCUACUCGCGCUCCGGCUACAUGUCCGCGACCAUCACCGCAACCGAGCCCGCCUUCCGUCCCAACCUGACCUUCCCGUUCCAAGACUCGGACUCGGACGCCGACUGGGCCCUCGUCGGCAAGCACAGCCUCGGCUACGCGGGGCCGUUCAGCGUCAACGCCGAUUUACCCGCGAGCAAGGUGCAGGGCCAGCUUUUUCAUGGACCGCUGCUUGUGGCUAAUGUGCCGACUUGGGUUGGUACGCGGCAGAAGAGGAAUUACACCGUUGUUAGCGAGGGGGGCGAGACGUGGUUGAGGAUCGGGAGUGAGCGCGGCGGAGGGUAUAGGGGUGUGCUCUGGUGGCGCAGGCUGGAUUGA